This is a messenger RNA of Lodderomyces parapsilosis, 1035 nucleotides long. RefSeq names its product Dos2p (gene DOS2). The coding region runs from base 1 to 1035 and encodes 344 amino acids. Gene Ontology annotation, cellular component: cytoplasm. The transcript has a single exon. NCBI's taxonomy places the organism in Eukaryota, Fungi, Ascomycota, Pichiomycetes, Serinales, Debaryomycetaceae. The record is from RefSeq and is a predicted model, not a curated record.
AUGGAUCCAAUUGAUACAGUGUACAUCCAGGAGGAAGAGAUAUUUAAUGCGGAUUCUUCACCUAAGCAAGGAGCUGAAAAGACCAGCAAAACAGAGGAAACCAUCGGAAAUUUAGAGCAAGAUAUCGACAAAGCGUAUGGAGUGAUUGAAUCAAAGUUUCAAGUAUUGUGGAAGGAUAACUCCGGUUUGUUUCAAGAGAAACAAUUGGAGGAGCAUAAACAAAAUUUGGUUAAACAACUAAACACAUUGAAAGCAAACGUUGCUGAGAAUAAAAAUUUGCAAACAGUAGGGGAAAGCUUCAGAGCAUUUGAAGAGCAAUUGAAACAAGCUAACCUUGAACAACGGUUGCACAUAGACGAGUUAAAGAAAGGAGCAACCAGUGCACUAGAUGCUUUGGAUUCGCGAUUGGAAGUUGUCGAAAACAAAGCCAGUGAGUACGUUGGGCAAUUUGCGUCGUUCUUCUCGAAUAUAGUCUCCGUUAGGCCAGAGACUGACACUAUGCAAGAAAAGGAGGUUCUUUACAGCUCUCCGUUGAAUAAAUAUUCUCAGUAUGGAACAACAAGAUAUGACCAAGAUUUGUUAAAAUUACACACAACGCGGAGCUAUUAUAUCGAAGAUACACUUGACGAUCCGGAUGAGCUAAAACAAUUCAAUUCGGAUGCAAAAACAUCUGAAAUUGAUCGUCUUUUGAAGAAGUACCCUGAGACUUUAGUAGAAACUAUGAAUGAGCUUGUGCCAGUCGAAGUUAGUUACAAUACUUUUUGGUAUAGGUAUUUCAAGAAUGAGAAUAAAUUACAGAGUUUGGACCAACAGAGAAAGGAGCUUCUUAGCAAGAACAAAGGCAGGCAAACAGGUGAUGUGGAGGGGACUGCCGAGAAGGAGGACGAAGAUGAUUUCGCUUGGGACGAAGACGAUGAAGAACCUCCAGUGAAGGUAGAAAAUCCUAGGAAGUCACAAGAGGGUCAAAAAGUCUCGGGCAAGGAAGUGAAAACUGAAAACAAUGAUGAUGAAGAAGACGAUGAUGACUGGGAAUAG